Messenger RNA from Cottoperca gobio, 1869 nucleotides. RefSeq names its product BCL2/adenovirus E1B 19 kDa protein-interacting protein 2-like. Gene Ontology annotation, biological process: apoptotic process. The record is from RefSeq and is a predicted model, not a curated record. NCBI's taxonomy places the organism in Eukaryota, Metazoa, Chordata, Actinopteri, Perciformes, Bovichtidae. Gene Ontology annotation, cellular component: cytoplasm. The transcript has 11 exons. Bases 32 to 1258 code for a protein of 408 amino acids.
ACUCCUCAGGUUAUUUGUCUGCAGGAACAACAUGGAGUCUGCAGAAGAAGACGAAGACACCUGCAGGUCACCUCUGGCAGACGUCCCAACUAAUACUACAGAUACUACCAGUACUGCUAAAACUACGAAUACUAAUGCUACUAAUACUGCUAAUGCUACUAAUACUGCUAAUGCUACUAAUACUGCUGAUACUGCUGAUACUGCUGAUACCACUGCUCCUGCUGCCUGCAGUGCGUUCCCUCUCACCUCGGCUCCUCAGCAUCACUCAGACGAGGAGACAAAGGAAGAAGAAGUAGUAGAAGAAGAAAAAAAAAAGUUAGCUGGAGAUGAGGAGGCUUCUCUGGCCUUGUCAAGACCAAUGAAGAAGAAAGUCCUGGUGGCUCCAGCUCUCAGUCUGUCUUUAGGUCGAAGCGAGUCGAUGGUUUCAGAAGAUUUUCCCUCAGCCUUCCUCUCGCCCUCACCUGAAGACGAUGAUGACACGGGGUUGGACUUCGACCUUGACGGCAUGGAAACGCCGUCCGACAGCGAGUCUCUGCACUUCCCCGUCUACGAACUGGACCUGGAAGAUGACCUUCGGCGUCUCGGCGUGGCGUCCCGGCACCGCAGAACGUUCGGCUCCAGGUCCAGGUUUGACUCUGGGGCCGGUUCUGGACCAGGGGCGGAGCUGAGUGAGCCGGGAGCUCUGGAGCGGGAGGACGUGGUGGACGGUCAGGGCAUCAGGUGGCGCUGUUUCUCCACCGGGGAACCACCGCAGGAGAGCCGCGUCAACAUGAGCGUCCUGCAGCCGUUUCUCAGGGUGCUGUCGCACGGAGGUUACUAUGACGACGGUAUGAAUGACAUCAUCGUGUUUUCUUCCUGUUACCUGCCGCAGAACAGUCUGGAAAACUACCAGCAUGUGAUGGAUAACCUGUUCAGGUACGUGGUGGGAACUCUGGAUCUGAUGGUUGCAGAAAACUAUGUGAUCGUGUAUCUUUGUGCUGGAGGUCAGAAAGACAAACUACCAGGAAUCAGCUGGCUGAGAGAGUGCUACACCACCAUCGACAGGAGGUUGAGGAAGAACCUGAAGGGUUUGUACGUGGUUCAUCCCACCUGGUACAUAAAAGCCCUCGCCACCAUCAUCAAACCCUUCAUCAGCUCUAAGUUCAGCAGGAAGCUCCGGUUCGUCGACAGCCUGCAGGAUCUGUCUCACCUCCUGCCCACGGAGCACGUGCAGAUCCCAGACCUGGUCACUCAGUACGACCAGAAGAUGUCCAGGUGAAGCUGCAGGACGAACAGGAAACGUCUUCGCUCAAAGCCUCUUUGUGAGUGUUGGACGUGUCCACGGCUCGCUGCUCAGCGGCUCGCUGCUCAGCGGCUCGCUGCUCAAGUUAUAAGACCAGAAUAAUAAGUUUUCCUCCGAGGCAUUAAAUCCUGUUACAAAGUGUUUCUGAGUCCCGUCGCUCUGAUUCAUGUGUUCAUCAUCGUCCUUUAGAGUUAUUACUAAUCAUUAGAUCUACAAACCGUUCACGCUACAGAGGUGAAGAACAAACACACGCCUUCUGUCUUCAUCAAGAGUUAAACAUUUCAAACUUUUUAAUUUUUAAUUCCUGAAGCAGUUUAAACGUAGUUUAUUUCCCCUUAUAGCCGAACAAUAAGAGAAACGAUCUCUAACAUGUUUCUAUAAACAACCUUCAUGUGCAGCCACCAGCUAGCGCUAGCUUGGUUAGCAAUAGCUUGGUUAGCGCUAGCUUGGUUAGCGCUAGCUUGGUUAGCAAUAGCUUGAUUAGUGCUAGCUUGGUUAGCACGGUGCGUCCGUAGUUCACGUUAAUGGGAUUUUAAUUCAGAUGUUGUUACAGAAAAAACAGAGCAGUCGACUUACAAUGAAUUCAC